Messenger RNA from Leptosia nina, 216 nucleotides. The record is from the annotation of a GenBank genome assembly. NCBI's taxonomy places the organism in Eukaryota, Metazoa, Arthropoda, Insecta, Lepidoptera, Pieridae.
AUGUCGUCGACGCGGCCCGUGCCGCUGCGCGGGCGCCUUUCACCGCGGGUCGUAGGUCAGGGCGCGCUCAGGUGCUCCGCCCUCGGCCGCGUUGCCUCCCCUCACCCUUCACCCCCGGCGUACAGCCUCCCCGCUAACCUCCACCAGUCCUCUAACCUAUUCAGCUGUCGUCGCUCCAGCUAUACCGCCGCUGGCUGGAAACAAGCGUGCUUAUGA